ACAUGUGUAUUUUAAUUAGUUCGUGCAUUUGUACUGUAGUUUAAAUGUGGCUUUAUAACUUUUACCUUUUGCCUUUGGUAAUUAUAACAUUCUUGAUAAACUGUUAUUGCGUAGAAAACAAAGAACCAAAAAAAGAAUUGUAUGGAAACAUUUACUUAGCAAAAAAUGUACCUCAUACUCAAAUAAAAAAAAAGUUUUUAGAUAUUAUUAAUUCCGUUCUACAUGCUAUGGAAUCUACAAGAAAACUAAAUUCCAACGGAAAAAACAUUGAACUAAAAGGCACCAUAGUUAUUCUCGAAAAUAUUGAAAACGAUAAAUACGAAACUCGUAGUGAAGAAAAGACCAUAACUUCUAACUUUGUAUUAAACAAUCAAAAUAAAAAAAUAGAAAAAUUAAAAUAUUUGUUAGGCUUUGGAAAAGAUCAUCGUAAAAUUCUUAUGUUAAUAAUGGACAACAGAAAAGAGAGGGAAACUCUUGCGAGAGAUGGCCUCAGUAUUGAAGAUUCUUCUUUUGAAACAAGAAACUUGCCAAAGGACAAUAAAAAACGCAAUGAAACUAGAGAUACGUAUGCUAAUUAUUGUAUGAAACUUGCCGUGAGAAAGUGCUAUAAGGCAUUAGUAGCAGUCAAUAGAAAUGUGUGCAAAUCGCGUUAUAGGUGUAGUUCAAGUUUCCAGUCCACCUUUAAGAAGAACUCUAAAGUGGGUUGCAUCAGAAAUUUUGAUUACAGCAAAGUAAUAAUAAUAAAUACUAAAAAUAAGAAAAAACGUACAUCAGCCAAAUUUAAAGAUGCUACGAGAGAAGGAUAUCUAGAUGCCUGUAUUCCUUAUAUGGUGCCAAAUUAUCAGAAAAAACACAGCGCGAUUACUCAGCGUAAUAAUACACUUACGAAUUAUAUAGCAAACAUGUUACGCAAAAGAAGCGUGUCUGAGAGGAAGUGCCAAAGCUUGUCCCGCGCCAGGUGCGUCACGGCUUGCUUUUACGCAUUGAAAGAGAGCUGUGCUACACAUGAAUGCCCUAGAAGAAGAAGGACGUCUUACAAUAAAGCCUGUAAAGAUGAAUGCAGAAGAGCUUAUCGAGUCAGAAGAUCAGAUAGAAGUGACAGCAGCAGCAACAGUGAUAGUAGUUAUUGACGAAGCUUUUUUCCUUUAUAUUGAAUAAAAUAAAAAGGAAUUUG
This is a messenger RNA of Pararge aegeria (speckled wood butterfly), 1174 nucleotides long. RefSeq lists its product as uncharacterized. Lineage: Eukaryota; Metazoa; Arthropoda; Insecta; Lepidoptera; Nymphalidae. Bases 45 to 1130 code for a protein of 361 amino acids. The record is from RefSeq and is a predicted model, not a curated record. The transcript has 6 exons.